AUGAUUGUCACUGUGUGGAAUGUGAGGGGUCUAAAUGACCCUUGGAAGGUAGCUGAUGUGAGGCAGCUACUUAACAAGACUAAAACUGAUGUGAUUUGUUUAUUAGAAACCAAGGUUAAAAAGCAGAACUGUGUGAGUUUACAGAAGAAAAUUGGUUUUACCCUGACCUGGGUUUGUAAUUAUAUUGCUUCAGGGAAAGGUAGAAUCUGGCUUGGCUGGAAAAGUGACAGGUUACACAUUGAUGUUCUCACUAUUCAUGCUCAGUUGAUGCAUUGUUGUGUGAGUAGUCUUGAUUAUAGUAAGCAAGUUUCACUUUCCUUUUUAUAUGGUUUGUAUUGUAUUCAUGAUAGGAAGAGUCUAUGGGAGGGCAUUAAGGAAAUUGGUUCUAUCUCCAUGCCUUGGUUUUGCACAGGAGACUUCAAUUCUGUUCUAAACUAUGAGGACAGAAUGAAUGGUACAGAUGUCCCUGAUUAUGUGAUCAGGGACUUCAGAGAUUUCAUUGAUUAUAUGCAAUUUGCUGCGACUAAAAGUAAGGGGCCAUAUUUUUUGUGGUCUAAUAAGGCUCACACAGGGCCUAGAACCCUCACUAGAAUUGACAGGGGCUUGGUGAAUUUUGAGUGGCUCUCUUGGUAUCCAAAUGUGGAAGCCCAUUACUUGGCUCCUUCUCUUUCUUAUCACUCUCCCCUCCUAUAUGAGGUUCUUCCUACCCCGCCUGGAAAAGGAAGGCCCUUUAGGUUCCUUAAUUGCCUCAAUUCUCACCCGGAUUUCAAUGGUAUUGUUCAAGAGGUGUGGAACAAAGGAUUUCGUGGUACCCCUAUGUACAGGGUUUGGAGUAAGCUUAAGUAUCUCAAGGUCCAUCUUAAAGGCCUUAACCGUAGCUCUUUUAGCAAUGUGGAUCAGAGAUUGAGUGAAUGUCAAGUUACUUCGCUUGAUAUUCAGAACCAGUUGGCUCAUAAUCCUAACUGUAAUGAUAUGCUGGAUCAGGAAACUGGUGCUAUUGACAAGCUUAAAUAUUGGAGAGUUGUUCAGGAAAGUAUUUACAAACAGAAAUCAAGAAUUGAUUGGGUGGCCCUUGGUGACUCUAACUCCAAGUUCUUUUUUCUAUGA
Chenopodium quinoa (quinoa) is the source of this 1107-nucleotide messenger RNA. RefSeq lists its product as uncharacterized. The record is from RefSeq and is a predicted model, not a curated record. Gene Ontology annotation, molecular function: catalytic activity. NCBI's taxonomy places the organism in Eukaryota, Viridiplantae, Streptophyta, Magnoliopsida, Caryophyllales, Amaranthaceae. The transcript has a single exon. The coding region runs from base 1 to 1107 and encodes 368 amino acids.